CUGAGUCUACCCUCGUCUUAUGGAUCAUAUCUAGUGAAGAAAAAAUAUGGAACUAAAUUAGGGUUAUUGACGGAAGUGGUACUACUGGUGACCAGUUUCUUCUGGAUGGCCCUGGGGACAAUUGAGGUGUCAAUGUCAACAACAUGUCAAGAAACGAGUCCAGUGAUAUGGUGGAUCUGCUUUGUAUCAAUAAAUAUAUUCUGGUAG
Molecule: messenger RNA, 207 nt
Organism: Theileria orientalis strain Shintoku
Lineage: Eukaryota; Apicomplexa; Aconoidasida; Piroplasmida; Theileriidae
Exons: 4
Source: RefSeq, a predicted model, not a curated record